Molecule: messenger RNA, 720 nt
Organism: Salvelinus namaycush (lake trout)
Lineage: Eukaryota; Metazoa; Chordata; Actinopteri; Salmoniformes; Salmonidae
Product: RING-type E3 ubiquitin-protein ligase PPIL2-like
Exons: 6
Coding region: 115-603 (162 amino acids)
Biological process (GO): protein peptidyl-prolyl isomerization; protein polyubiquitination
Cellular component (GO): catalytic step 2 spliceosome
Molecular function (GO): ubiquitin-ubiquitin ligase activity; peptidyl-prolyl cis-trans isomerase activity
Source: RefSeq, a predicted model, not a curated record
CUCCGCCCCUCUCUCUCUGUCUGCCCCUCUUCAGGAGGAGAGUCAUUCUGGGGUAAGCCCUUCAAAGAUGAGUUCCGUCCCAACCUGUCCCACACGGGACGAGGGGUUCUCAGUAUGGCCAACUCAGGACCCAACACCAACAAGUCCCAGUUCUUCAUCACCUUCCGGUCAUGUCCCUACCUGGACAGGAAACAUACUGUGUUUGGAAGGGUGGUGGGAGGCUUCGAGGCUCUGACAGCCAUGGAGAACAUAGAGGCUGAUCCUAAAACGGAUAAACCCAAGUCUGAGAUCAAGCUGCUGAGUGCCACUGUGUUCGUGGACCCGUAUGAUGAGGCAGAUGCCCAGAUUGCAGCGGAGCGCCAGAAGGAGCUGGACAAGCAGGAGGAGGAUAGAGCUCAGAGCAGUGCGUCUCAGAGGAAGACUAAAGCAGAUCAGACUCCCAAGACCUUCAAGGCUGGCAUUGGGAAAUACAUCAACCCUGUGACCACUACCACCACGAAGCGUCCAGCAGCAGAGGACAGCGGACCGACCAGCAGUGGGGCGACCAGCGGAGCCAAGAAAGCCAAAGGAAAGACUGGCUUUGGGGACUUCAGCUCCUGGUAACUCCAUGGACACACAGCCCCUUGGACACCUUCUGUGUCCCAACCUGUUCCCUAUAUAGGGCACUACUUUAGACCAGCCCCCUAUGGCACCCUGUUCCCUUUAUAGGGCACUACUGUU